This is a messenger RNA of Didymodactylos carnosus, 2454 nucleotides long. The record is from the annotation of a GenBank genome assembly. Lineage: Eukaryota; Metazoa; Rotifera; Eurotatoria; Philodinida; Philodinidae.
AUGUUAAACAUUCUCGUUCAUAUUCUACAAUGUUUAUAUAUAAUAACUGUGGUUCAAAGUGAUCGUUACUAUGCAUUUAUUGAACUUUUAUUUGUCAUCGAUAAAGAUUAUUUUCCUCCACUUUCAGACAUAAGCUAUCAAGAUUAUGUUCAAGUAGUUGUUGACAGUGCAAAUAUAUCUCGAAAUGAUCUUGAUAUCAAAGUUGAACUUAUCAACUCAAAGAUUAAGUAUAUGGACCAUAUAACAAUACCGUAUGAUGGCGAUCCUGGUCAGCUUUAUUUUGAAAAAUAUUUUAAUACACCCGAAUAUGAUGUUUAUGAUUCGAUUGUUUUAUUACGCUAUGAAACAUGGGACAAAUAUGCAGCGCAAGGAUAUGCAAUGAUGGGAGGAAUUUGUGAUCGUAAACAUAAAAUUAUGUAUUUGGCACCCUAUCAGAAUGCCGGAAUGUAUUUAGCGCAUGAGAUCGGUCAUCAACUAGGUUUAAAGCAUCAGAUAAACACAACAUGCUUUACUGAUGCCCACAUGUCUGUUAUGACUAAUACUCAUAUGAAUUCCUACAAUUUAGCUCGUUGGACGGAAUGUGAGAAUAACAUUAUCAACGAAAAUAUUUGUAAAUAUUCGUGUUUAUUUAAUCAACCAAAUGGUUAUAGACCGCUGAAAAAUAAAGAUGUUUUAAGACCCGGUGAAAGAAUAUCAAAUCAUCAACAAUGUAAAAUGAUAGAAAAAAAUAAGAAUUCAUAUGUUGGAGAAAAUUCUGCAUGGUUUUAUGGCUCAUCGUCCGAUGAAUCUAGUUGCUUACAUCCCAUAUGUUUUCAAUCUGUAGGAGGAUUGUUAGAUUUAAAGUUAUAUUGUCUUAAGCCGAAUGUGAAUAAACUGAUGUCGAGUAAUAUUGAUCAACAAUAUCCACUCAUAUGUGAAACUUAUAGUGCGAUACAUUGUCAAGAUGAACCGAUAUGUGGAACGGCUACUGAUUUUGAUACUAGAAAUAGCCUCGACAACGCCGCUGCAUAUGGUGGUGGUGCUUCAUUUGGUAGCGGUGGAUUUGAUGCGACCAGAGCCAUGUUCGCUCAAGCCGACACAAAUCAGGAUGGUUCUCUUGAUGCUUCUGAAUUUCAACGUUGGGCAGGUGGACAAGGAGGAGCAAAUGCUUAUGGCUUAUCAGGAUCUGCUGGAUAUUCAAGUUUCCAAGGGGAUGCAUCACAGUAUGGAUCAGGAUUUGAUGCGAGCUUAAGUGCUGGCGGAAAUCUUGCUGCAGCUGGUUCCUAUGGCGGGAGCCUUGCUGGUGCUGGUUCUUAUGGUGCAAGUUACGACCAAGCAUCAUCAUCUUCUGCAUAUGGCUCAUCUGCUGGCGGAGUUUUUAAUGAUCCUAAUCCUCAAAUAAUACGUCGUCCAGCAGCCAGUGGACCAGUGACAUAUCAACAAAAUAUUCUUGUUAAAUUUUUACAGCCACCACCUGUCCCGCCACCAGGUGUAAGUUUAACAUUAGUAGCAAUUAUGUGCUUCAAAGUUAAAAAAUGUGUUUUUACCUCUUACAGCCUCUUAUCAUCAAAGAGAUUUGAUCUAAGGGAUAAAUGUAUUUCGUUUCGAAAAGGUCAACGUCCUCCACCACCACCAGUUCUUCCACCUAUUGUUAUCCGAGAGAAUCCACCACGACCACCACCAGCUCUCCCAUCGCAAGUUGUCACAAAAAUGCUCCCAGCUUUACCAGUUCCGCCACGCUCUGUGAUUAUCGAACGUCUUCCACCUCUUCCACCAAAACCUCGUGAUGUUAUUGUUGAGCGUUGGUUGCCAUACCGUGUAACACAAAAACGUCGUGUUAUCGUACAACGUGCUCCACCCGUUAAACAACAAAAGCCACGAAAUAUCAUCAUUCAUUAUGAAGCACCUCGUGCUCAAGUCGUUCGUGAAUUCAGAAAUCUUGGUGUACAAGCUGCCGAUCCUCGAGAAUACCUUGCUCGUUAUGGUGCAAGUUUAGAAGACUCAAGUCAACUCGUUUCACAUGCAAGACAAGCUGGUGUUGUAGAAGAUAUUUCGCCACCAGCAGGAGCUGCCUUUGGAUCAUCAAGUUUACAAACUUUUCAAUCAGGCGGUGCUUACCAAGGCGGAAUCCAGGAAGCGGGAGGUUAUGAUUUAGCGUCGUCAGGAGUAUAUGAUCAAUCGGGAGCUAGUGGAGGAUAUUCAAGUGCCGCUUAUGCCUUACAAGGUGGCAUCGAAGGCGCUGGCGCUUACGGGGGGGGAUCGGGUUAUCAAUCAUCAUCUGAGAGUUAUGGAUAUGGAGGUGGUAUAGCGUCUGGAGCAUCGGGAUUUGAAGCUCAAAGCUUCGGAAGUACUGCAGACGCGUACGGAUCAGGUGGCGUUGACGCAGCGGCCGCUGCCUUUAGACAAGCUGAUAGUAAUAACGAUGGUACAUUAGAUCAAGAAGAAUUUCGUCGAUUUGCUCAAGGUGGUUUUUAA